Messenger RNA from Hyla sarda, 1996 nucleotides. RefSeq lists its product as uncharacterized. Gene Ontology annotation, molecular function: protein binding. The record is from RefSeq and is a predicted model, not a curated record. The transcript has 6 exons. Bases 503 to 1777 code for a protein of 424 amino acids. Lineage: Eukaryota; Metazoa; Chordata; Amphibia; Anura; Hylidae.
AGAUUAUCCGUUUAACCACCCACCGGCAAGUCAAAAGACGGUAAACCGGAAUCCUUUACCCUUCAGCCCCAUCUGUAAACCCUCCGGACCGCAGUAUAGCCCUGACAUGGACUCUGUUUGCUAUCUUGUUUGCCCAUAACAAAAAUGCCCGCGGCCCCCCCCUUCUGUAUGUGUGUGAGGAAGCAGAAUAAGGAAAAAAAGUCUUCCCCGCUUCAAAAAGGAGGAAAGAGCAGCUGUCUGGGCUCCUGCACCCGGAAGAGCGGAGGACACCCGGAUUGGGGUGGAUUUGUAAUAGACUUUGGAGUCUUUAGUAUAUGAGGUGAUGGUGUGUGACAGAUCCCGGGUGUAGACGGGGCCCAAAGACAAGGUUUUGCGCUGAAUCUCAUCUUGUCCCACCCGGACUUGAUAGGUGACGGGGUGACGGCAGGAUGCUUCAUCUACGCCACUGACACCAACAAUCCAGCGUUCAGAUCUGAUCUUAGAAGAUUUCUAUGCUGCAGAGAUGCAGUGGCUGCAGUUACCUCAGGAAGUCCUCCUGCACAUAUUCAAGUUCCUGUCCCCGACGGAGAAGGCAAACGUCCGGGCCACAUGCUCCUACCUACGCACGCUCGUCGACCAUCACUCCCUAUGGAAAAACAGCACCAUCGUCUUCAAGAGCAUCGGGAUCUUUAACGCCCGCUUCUGGGACACCCUUCAGAGCAGGAAGAUCUCUUCGGUGGAGGUGACCAGGGUGACCCUAAAACAGUUCAAGAAGAUGACCAGCUCCUUGCCGGACCUGACCAGUGUCACCAUGGACUCCUGCCUUAAAGGGGAGAUCCUUCAGGGAUUGAGGCCGCUGGUUAAUCUCCAGCAGCUGCAUUUGACGGACUGCUCCAACGUGAUGGACCAGGACAUCUUCUCGGAGAUCGCCCUCUUCCAGCAGCUGACGCACCUCUCUCUGUGCAGGGUGUCUUUCUCAGGGGUCGUACCGUUAACCAGCAUCGUCCUGCUGCAGAACUUGCAUUCGCUGUCGUUGCAUUCGAAGGAAGGCACGGUGCCCGAGAGGGCUCUCCAGUAUACCUUGUUUAGGCUGCCGAAAUUACGCGAGCUUUCCCUCGCGGUCGGAAACAUGAAUAAGUGGAAGCUUUCUCUGUGCUUUAAUGUUCCGGAUAACUUUGUGGUUACGGCGGAAGAGCCGCCGUGUUUAUCGCGAUUACAGCUCCACAAACUGGAACUGAUAAACUCCAGCUGCGCCAGCCUAUCCAACAACGCCUUCGACCAGCUGUCCACCCUGAAGAGCGUCUGUCUGCGGCACUACAAGUUUCUUCAACACGAGGACUUCAUCGAGACCCUUCUACUGAAGCUGCCCGACCUCAUGGAGCUCCGCGUCGAAUGGGCGUCGCCGUUUGUGCCGUUUAUGAGUCCCAUAUGUUCUAAGUUAGAAAAGUUGAGUUUAGUAGGGACGAAAAUUUCCAAUGCGACACUCAGCUGGGUCUCCAGGAGUGCCGCCCAGCUGAAGUGCCUGAACUUGAGUUUUUCGCACGGAUACGACGAAGACAUCGUGAAAAGGUUUCCGCGGCUAUUUCCACAUCUGCAAAACCUCUACCUCAGUAAUACCCGGUUGACUGAAGAUGCGCUGGUUGUUUUAGUCAACUUGCACACUCUGCGCGUUCUCGACAUUUCCAACAACCUGCACCUGACCCCCGAAGCCAUCCUCGCCUUUAGAAAAAUGACAUCGAACAGAAUCGGCUUAAUCCUUGAGAGACCCAUUGAAAGUGUAAAGUACUGCUGCUGGUGAGACGGACUCUGAAGGUGACCGGGAGACCUGCUCCUUCCUGUAACGUUCCACUCCACUUCACACCGCCGCGAGAAGAACACGGGAGAGACGUCUUCGGGAGAGUUGUUCGGUUAUUUUUAUUUUUUGUUUUUUGUUUAUUUAUAAAGAUGAUUUAUAAAUUUCUUAAUUUAUUUUCUAAGCUUAGUGUAGAGGGGGAAAAAAAACCCGAAAAAAACAAAA